AUGUCAGCCACUCCACCCGCGACCAGCCUGCUUCUAAACCCUCCAUUUGUCAGCGCGAAUAACAAACCACCUGCCAAUCCAACUCCAACCACUCUCACUCACUCCUCCAAAUUCUCCUCCCCGUCCACCAACUUCUCCCCCUCUCCCUCACUCACUCCUCAAUCCGCUUCCUCCGAAACCACAACAACUCUCCCACCAUCCCGUCUCUCCCCUCUCCAUACCCCUCACCUCACGCCGACCUCGGGCUGCAGCUGCUACCGCGUGCGCAACGUGUACUGCUGCAAGCAGGCCCUCUGCGUCUGCCACUCGCUCUGCUUCAACGGCUCCGCGCUCCUCUCCGCCCCCACCCCUCAGCCAACCUCAGGCAGAAACAGACAGAAUCCCGGAUCUCUUCCACCCCCCUGCCUUCCGCCUCAGUACACCCUGAACCAGAUACAGCCUUCCCCUGACGGAGCGAGCAGCAGCAGCAGUGGGAUUACAGACGUGCUGUCUCCCAUCCCCUGCAGUCGCAAGGCAGAGUUCGCUGCCUAUCUCAACAUGGCUCUUACCGAAGCCCCCAUCAGAGGAGGCCUGCACGCUGCCAGUGAGGACACGUGGCGCAAGUGGGUUGGUCCGGGGGGAGGGAACAGGGACAAGGGAGGGUCGGCAGAGUGGCGGGAUGGCAGCACGCUGCUGAUACCUCUGGACGACCCCACCACCAAUGUGGCUCACUUCAUUGGUGCGAUGAGGCAGCACGGGCAGCGGGGGUGGAUCCCCUCCGUGCUGCACAUGCUGCUGCGCAUCGCCCUCGAGCCCCUCCUCAACCACACUGCUUCCUCCCAUCACAUCCCGUCGCUCCCACGAAGCCCUCAAUCUCUAGCCGAUGCGAUCUCGCCUGAAGUGUUAGUGGGAGCGUCCACUGGUGCAGCAGCAAGCACUGGUGCCAGCAGGGGUGGUUUGGAGGUGCUAGCAGGGGCGGUGGAGUUUGAGUCAGCAUUCAGCAGGGCAUCUGAUGCACAUCCCAUGUGCUUCCAUCGCCUUGUGCUGCCAGGCUACCUCAAGGCAAUCACCUUCCCAGGGGGCAUGGAGCAGGCGGACAUGUUUAAGCACCGCCUCAAGGAGGCCUUCCCCCACCCCGACCCCGACCCCUUCCGCGCUCUGGCGUCUCCAGAAAAUGCCUCUGUGGGAGAUGCGUCUGCUGGGAGCAGUUCAGCUGAUGGUACCACUGUUCGCCUGCUGUACAUCACUCGCAAUGCAUCGCUCACACGCGGCCGCCGUGUCAUGAGUGCGGAAAGCUCCAGCGCUCUGCUCAAGCUGUUUCACCAGCUCAACUUCCAGGUAGCCCAAGUGGAGUUCACGCCGCUCACCUUUGCUCACCAGCUAGCUCUGGUACAGGCAGCAGACAUCAUAGUCUCCCUGCAUGGCGCAGGCCUCACCAACCCCGCCUCGUUCGCUCGCUCCGACUCCGUUCUCCUGGAAAUUUCCCCCUACGGAGUCUUCUACAAUCUGUACUAUUUCAUGGCGGUGAAUGCCGGGGUGACCUACAUGCUGCACCAGUGCACAGCCGGACCUGCCCCCAUGCCGGCUAAAGAUGCGGAAUUUCAAGGCGUAGGUCCGUUUGCGUGUGAUCAUGACCCGGCAUGCAAGCAGUACCGGACUCAUGACCGCCGGGUGAAUCUUGGGAAGAAAGAUAUUGAAGAAUUGGGGAACCUGCUUUCAGUGGCUCGGAGACUGGUUUUGGAUCUUUUUUCCAAGCCUUUCGCCAGUCGGCCUCCUAAUCUAUCAAUCCACAUGCAGUCCAAGGACGAACCGCAGCUGUCGGAUCUCCUCCUCCCGUCAUCGCUACCAUUCAAGCGCGUGCAGCUGGAGGAGAAGUACCCGCGCGGGUCGCAGGUGCGCGGCGGGCGGCACUGGAAGCACCUGAAGCAGAUCCUGCAGCCGCACAACCUGAGCGACCUGCCGCCCGACGAAGCCAAUUACGUGACGAUCGAGGCGCCGCCAUCAAUGUACCCCGCUAAGAAGUACUGCGAUAUAACGGGGCUCGAGGCGCCCUACACGGACCCGCACAGCAAGCUGCGCUACGCCAACCCCGCCGCCUUCGCCAUCGCGCGCUCGCUCCCCCACCCGCACGCGCAGGCCUUCCUCGCGCUCAGAGGCGCGCAGACCAUCGUCAAGCCGACUGAGCGAUUCGCUGGGUCUCUCGGGCACUCUCCCUGCCACAGCCUCGCAUCUCCCUGCCGCCGCUACACUGCUGCGCGCUGGCGUGGCCUUGCUGCUCGAGCGGGUGGUGUUGCUACAAGCGGAGGAGGAGACAGCGUAGGAGAUGUGACUCUAACGGAUGUGAUAGAGUCGGGUGUGGGUGGGAUGGAAGGAGAGCGGAGGAGGGACGGGGUGGGGUAUGGUGAGGACAGGGUUGGGAGAGGGGGGGUGGGGACGGGGUCUGGUGAGAACAGGUUUGGGAACGGAAGCAGGGUGGGAAUGGAAUCUGACAUUCCCAAGGUUGUGUGGGAGCUCGAGCAGGAUACCAAAGACCUGCUGGAAUGGCCAAUCGUGUGCCGCCAAGUGGCGCGAUUCGCGGACACAGUAAUGGGGUACAGAGAGGCGGAGGAGGGGCGGCUGGCAGUGGGGCGAACGUGGGAGGAGAGCCAGGCGCUGCUGCUGCAGACGGAGGCAGCGCUGCUGCUGCCACGACGGCUGGACUUCAACGGUGCUGUGGACGUGGGAGGGUUGCUCGCACGGCUCCACCGUGCUGCUGCUGCUAGUGAUGUUGGUGAUGGUAUGGCCACGUCUUCUGGCAGUGAUAGUGAUAUGAAUCUGGCAUUCUCUGCUCCUCCUCCUCCUCUUCCUCCUUCUCCACCUCCUCCUCCUCCACCUCCUCCUCCUCCACCUCCUCCUCCUCCUCCUCCUCCUCCUCCUCCUCCUCCUCCUCCUCCUCCUCCUCCUCCUCCUCCUCCUCCUCCUCCUCCUCCUCCUCCCCCCCCCCCAACCCCCUCGCAUCUCGCCCCUCUCACGGCCCUCCUCUCCUCUGCUGCCACGUGUCCUUAUCUCCUCCAUCGCAUCCGCACCGCCAUCAACCCCCGCCUCAAGUCCCUCGCUGACUCAGCAAGCGCUGAGCUGGCAGCCAUCCGCGCCGCCAGGCGGGACAACCGGCGCCAGCUGGACGAAGCAUUACAGAGAGCAGCGCGACGUGUUGUGGAGGGAGGGGGGAUGGAUGAGGCUCAGGUGAGUAGGAGGAGAGGGAGGGGGUGCGUGGCAGUGCGAGCAGGGAAGAAGAGUGCUGUAACACCGGGAGGGGUUACCUUAGAUGUUAGUAACACCGGCGCUACACUCUUUGUGGAGCCAGUAGAGGUUAUCGAGUUGAACAAUAACGAAGCAGAGCUGAGUGGGCAGGAGGCGGAGGAGGAGAGGCGGGUGCUGAGGGAAAUGGCUGAGCAGGUGGCGGAUUGUGCGCCGUUGAUUCGAGAUCUAGCGGACAGGAUCGUUGCACUGGACCUGGCAUGUGCCCGUGCAAGGCAUGCCCUGUGGAUGGAUGCCUCUCGUCCUGUCCUCCUUCCACCCACACACCGUCUCUCCCAUGGCCAUGGGGAUAACUUCUCAGGGGUAAAUACGCCUGGGGACAGUGAUACAGGGAGAAAUACCCUUGCAGGGAGAGAAUCCUACAAAAUCGAAUCUUACGUGGUUGAGAUUCGGGGGAUACAGCACCCAGUUCUGCUGGAGAUGCAUCUUGACGCCCUCAGUGCUGCUGCUCAGAAUAGGACGAGUAAAAGCACAGGUGCAGCAGACACCAACGCAGUAGCAGCAACAGGAGGAGGAGCAGAAGCAGCAGCAGCAGCAGCAGCAGCAGCAUCACCCCAGGCGACUCCCCCGGUGCCCAUAGACCUGCUGGUGCCAGCCGGCGUGGCAGUGGUGGUCAUCUCCGGCCCCAAUGCGGGCGGCAAGACCGCCGCCCUCAAGACCCUCGGGAUUGCCGCGCUCAUGGCCAAGGCAGGGCUUUUCCUGCCCCUGGCGGGGGGUGGUCAAGGGGAGGAGGCGGGCCAGGGCACGGGGGGAAGCGGAGAGGACGGGAAGGAGGCAGGGGAAGUGGAGAGUUGGGGAGCGAGGGGAGGAGGGAGAGGAGGGAGUGGGGGCGAGAGUGGGGGAAUAGGAGAAGCGAGCAGAGCAAAGGGGCGAGUGGCGGUGGUGCCAUGGUUUGACCGCGUGGUGGCGGACAUUGGAGAUGAGCAGUCGUUGGAGCAGAGCCUCUCCACCUUCAGCGCCCACAUGCGCCAAGUCUCCCGCAUCCUCCUCGCCUCCUCGCCUUCUUCCUCUCCUUCCUCGCUCCCCUCGCUCUCCCCGCCCUCCUCGCCCUCCUCGCCCUCCUCGCCCUCCUCUCCGUCUCCUUCUUCCUCCGCCUCCUCCUCCCCUUCCUCCUCGUCUCUCGUACUCCUGGACGAGGCGGGCAGUGGCACGGACCCAUCAGAGGGAGCAGCGCUAGCAGCGGCCAUUCUAAAGCACCUGGCGGGGUGCAACGGGCUCACUCUCGCCACCACCCACUACGCCGACCUCAAGAAGCUUAAGGCGGCCGAUUCCCGAUUCGAGAACGCCAGUGUGGCGUUCGACCCGGUCUCCCUGCGCCCGUCCUUCCACAUCCUCUGGGGUCUCCCCGGCACCUCCCACGCCCUCUCCCUCGCUGCCUCGCGCGGCCUGCUUCCUUCCCUCGUGGCUAGAGCCGCCAGGCUUGCCCGUGCUGCCACUUUGGAGGCAGGAGAAGAGGAGGACAGGCAAGCGGGGAAGAGUGAGACAGACGAGUAUGCUACCCUGGGAGGGGGGAGGGGAGAGGGUGAGGAGGUGGGAAUACUGGCAUCACUCAAGCAGCAGUGGCAGCGGAACGUGGAGGAUGCGAGAGAGGCAGCCGAGGCGAGGCAACAAGCAGAGGGACUCCUGAAAGACCUUCAGGCGCACUACACCAGCAGAAGCACCUCGCAGCAGGGCCAGCAGGAGCAGCCUCUGCAUGUGAGAGAGGUGCUGUGGAAGAGAAGGUAUCAGAGGGACGUUCAGGAGGAGGUUUUGGCAGCGAGGGAGGAGAUUUCCCGCAUUGUUGCCGCUUUCCAGGAAGCUUCCCUUGCUGGUGUCCCGGAGCGGGCGGCGACAGACCAGGCCUGUGCUGACGUGGCAGCGGUGGCUGCUUUGACUGGCCUCUCUCCCGAGGCUGAUUCUGCUUUCGGUUCGGAUGCUUCAGUUGGUUCCUUGGGGGGGGAUUUGGGAGGGGCUGACUGGGUUCCUGUUCUGGGAGAGCCUGUGUAUGUGAGGAGGUUCGGCACCAGUAUGCGUGGUACGGUGGUGGCAGUGGGCGGUGGUUCGGGAGAGGCCUCGGCAGAAACAGCAGCUGCUCGGUCUGUGAUGGUUCAACUGGGAAAUCUGCGAUUGCAAGUGCAGAGAGCAGACCUCCUUCCCGCCGCCGAUGGCGGUGGUGAUGGUGGACAGAGCAGGACAGAUGGAGAGGCAGGAAGGAGGGGGGGAACAGGAAGACUGUUUGGCAGUCAAUGGGAGCAAGAUGACGACAGCAACAGCAACACCAACACAAAUAAGUCUCGUGUCUCCAAGCGUGGCGGUCAGUUCCCCUCCCCGUCCUCCUCCUCUUCCUCCCCUCUGCCAGCAGUGAGAGAGGCAGCGGUACAGACAGCGCGAAACACAGUGGAUGUGAGGGGGCGGAGUGCAGAGGAUGCAUUAGCAGCGGUGGACCUAGCAGUGCAGUCCAGCCCGCCUGGUGCUGUGCUCUUCAUUGUGCAUGGGCUUGGCACGGGCGUGCUUCGGGCAGCUGUGCUGAAAUAUCUUUCGGGCAGCCCGCUGGUUUCGCGGCACGAGCCGGAAAGCAGGUUGAAUAUUGGGUGUACUAUUGUUUACAUUGGGUGA
Molecule: messenger RNA, 5871 nt
Organism: Closterium sp. NIES-65
Lineage: Eukaryota; Viridiplantae; Streptophyta; Zygnematophyceae; Desmidiales; Closteriaceae
Source: the annotation of a GenBank genome assembly